GGGGCCGCGCGGCGGAUGAGCUCACUGCAGUCUCGCCGCCCAGGAGCGGCGGGGCUGGAGCCGCCCGGCGCCGAGGGGCGGGGGCGGGCGGGGGCGGGCAGCGGAGCCGCCGCGUCUGCGGGCAGCCGCCGCCGCCGCCCCGCCCGGGCCGCGCCGGGGAGCGCAGCGCACCCCGCGCCCAGCGCAGCGCCGGCGGGAGCAGCGGGCACCGGGGCGGCCCCGGCGGCGCUCGGCGCGGCCAUGCUCGGCCUGGACGUGUGCGAGGCCGGCGGGCAGCUGCUGGAGCUGCUCUGGCUGGCGCUGUGCUACCGAGAUGUCAUGGCGGACAAGGAGGGGGUGACGCUGUCGCUGGAGGAGGAGGAUGCCGACGUGGCCCUGGCGUACAGGACGCCGGCGAAGAAGAGCCUGCAGGAGCUCCAGCAGCUGGACCCGGGCGACGAGAGCCUGCGCAAGUACAAGCAGGCGCUGCUGGGGGCCAUUCCCAUGGCCGUGGAUGCCUGCGUGCCCAACGUGCAGGUGAUGAGGCUCACCCUGGUGUGCGAGCAGGCGCCGGGGCCCAUGAUCAUGGACCUGACAGGUGACCUGGAGGCGCUGCAGAGCCAGUCCUUCGUGCUGAAGGAGGGGGUGGACUACAGGGUGAAGGUGUCCUUCAAGGUCAACAGGGAGAUCGUCUGCGGCCUGAAGUGCCUGCACCUCACGUACCGCCGGGGCCGGCCGGUGGACCGCGACGUCUUCAUGGUGGGCAGCUACGCGCCGCGGGCCGAGGAGUACGAGGUGGUGACGCCGGGCGAGGAGGUGCCGCGGGGCCGCCUGGCGCGGGGCGCCUACCGCGUGCGCUCCCUGGUCACCGACGACGACAAGACGGAGCACCUCUGCUGGGAGUGGGGCCUGCGCAUAGAGCGGGACUGGGAGGGCUGACCCACACCUCGCGCGGCGGCCGGGGGGCGGCGGGCGCCGCGGGCUUUGCAACCAAAGUUAUUUUUAAUCGCUGUUUAUUUAUUUUUGUUUUUAAUACCGCGGCGCCGUGAGGCCGCCGUGGAGCCCAGCGGGGCCGGCGCCGGCCCCCAGCCGCGGGCCGCGCUCCUCCGCCGCCAUUAAAGCGUACAGACUUG
Dromaius novaehollandiae (emu) is the source of this 1112-nucleotide messenger RNA. It is a transcript of the gene ARHGDIG, whose product is annotated as Rho GDP dissociation inhibitor gamma. Gene Ontology annotation, molecular function: protein binding; Rho GDP-dissociation inhibitor activity. The record is from RefSeq and is a predicted model, not a curated record. Gene Ontology annotation, biological process: Rho protein signal transduction. Gene Ontology annotation, cellular component: cytosol; membrane; cytoplasm. Bases 16 to 918 code for a protein of 300 amino acids. Lineage: Eukaryota; Metazoa; Chordata; Aves; Casuariiformes; Dromaiidae. The transcript has 6 exons.